AUGGCGCUUGGAAGCAAGGUGCUGAAUGCUCUCUUCGUCGGUGGUGCAGUGCUCGUCGCUGUUUAUGCUUGGGCCGUCUACGGUCUCCUCACCGAAUGGCUCAUCCCUUUGGGCGCCGUGGUGGCUCCAGAGAUGGAGGAGAUGUUCAGAUCAGAGAAGGCCGCGAUCUACAUCCACGCGCUUUCAUCUGCCGUCUCCCUCACAAUCGGCCCCUUCCAGGUCAUCCCGUCAUUCCGGCAGAAGCACAUGUUCGGGCACCGCAUGGCCGGGCGCAUCUACUUCCUUUGCUGCUUCAUGGGCUCCAUCACAGGCAUCAUCUUGGCCUUCAAAGCGCAAGGCGGCGCUGUCGGCAAGGCCGGCUUCGCUUGCUUGGGCGUGGCAUGGCUCAUCAGCAAUUUGGUCGGCUUUGCAGCAAUUGCCUUCCCUGCCAUUCGUUCUGUUCCAGUGCAUGAACGAGCAAUGCAGAUCAGCUGCGCCCUCACCUACUCAGCCGUCACGCUGCGCCUCUACCUGCCCGCGGCGGUUCUCAACCCCGAACAUUUCCAGGAACUUUAUGCUGGCAUUUCGUGGUUGUGUUGGAUUCCGAACCUUGUUGUCGUCGAGAUCAUCCGCUGCUGUUUGAAGAGGCAGCAGGAGCCGUCCUUGCACAAGGAAGCACCUGAAGCCAAGGAAGGCUUGUAG
Messenger RNA from Symbiodinium natans, 681 nucleotides. NCBI's taxonomy places the organism in Eukaryota, Dinophyceae, Suessiales, Symbiodiniaceae. The record is from the annotation of a GenBank genome assembly.